This is a messenger RNA of Oppiella nova, 1059 nucleotides long. The record is from the annotation of a GenBank genome assembly. Lineage: Eukaryota; Metazoa; Arthropoda; Arachnida; Sarcoptiformes; Oppiidae.
AUGUCUUCGGAUGGACUCAAUGGACGUAAAAGAGUUGUCAAUAAGAAUGAAGACACAAAUGAAGAUAACGUGUCUCGAGUUGUGUCUCAAGUAGUGUCGUCCGAAAAACCACAAAAUCAAAGUUUUAAGAAUCGAGUGAUGAGUGAAACGGCGCUUUCGAUGUCUAUCCUUGUGAUGGUUUACUACACGACAACUCAAUACAAUGAUACCAACGAAGUAGUGAUGGCUUCGGCCACUCAAUCCAUAAGGGGUUCGCCGAUCGCACAGCAAGUGAUGUGUUCUCAAGACUACAACGAAGACAGAGUUCGGUUCCCUUCGUGUGCCCCUCAAAGGUGCGGACGUCUUGUGUCCGAUUCGAUGAUCACUGAAUCGGAGGCCAAACACUUGUUGUCACUGACGAAGAGAGACCUAUCAUUGGGCGGCUCUACGGGCGGCGCCUCUUUUUUCAGCUUAUAUUCGGGUGGCCUUUCGAUGGACACUAAUUACGUGAAUAUGUAUGAACUCAUUGAAAGAACGCAACGAAACGACGAGGACCUCAAAGAGCUGUUCCCCGAAAAAGACUUAGAAGUCUACAGAACUGUGCGGAACAGAGUCCGCAAAACGAUUGCCAGUCAUUUCGGCAUCACUUCGGGUGAGCUCUACUUAACGACUCCGACGACGUUCGUGAGAAUUACAGCAAAGAGACCGCACUUAAAGUACAACAUAUAUUAUCGCCGACACGUUGAUAAGCGGGCCCAUAGGCGCCUACACUUCACUUCUGUGCUCUAUUUGUCGACAUAUGGCGCGGACUUCUCCGGCGGACGCCUUAUAUUCACGGACGAGAUGUCGAACACAACAAUUGAGCCUAAGUUGGGACGACUCUCGGCGCUCACGUCCGGCACGGAAAACGAGCACUUCGUCGAGAGGGUCACCUCUGGGACCCGAUAUUCCCUGCUUUUUACCUUCACGUGUGACCCUAUGUUCGCACUCAUAGGUCCACAGAUUGGUCGACCGAAAACAUGCGCUCAACCAUUCUGUUUGUUGUAUGGAGUAGGAUGUCCAAGCUUGAACAUAAAAUGA